UUAAAAUUAUUGUGCUUCUAUUAUCCUCAUUUCCAUAAGGUAGAUGCUUUUUAAAUUCCAGACAUGAGGAUUAAAAAGGAAUAUCUAGCUCUUCUUGUUGUUUUUGGUUCUGUGUUUAUUAUUAGAUUGUUCUUUACCCAACAAGGCAUUUCCCAAGUUGCAGGAAAGAAGACAACUCAGCUACAAAAACUAAGAAAGGAUUAUAUAAGACGGAUGUGUGAUAUUGAAAAAAAGGCCCUUUCUGCACAGAAACCCAGGAUAAAAAACAUUUAUGAUCACUUUAUUGUUGAAGAAAGGCAAAAAAUCAUCUACUGUUUUAUUCCAAAGGUAGCAUGCUCGAACUGGAAAAGAGUUAUGUUUGUAUUGAAAAAAGGCGAGCCUUAUGAUGACCCUGCAUCCAUUGAUCCCAUUAAUGUCCAUCGCAUCAGCAAACUUCAAAACCUGACACAGUUUAAUUCAACUGAGAGGAAGAAUAGGCUGAUGAACUACACCAAGUUUAUGUUUGUCCGCGACCCAUUUGUUCGUCUCAUCUCUGCUUACCGUUCCAAAUUUCUGUACAAUCAGAAAAAUGAGUACUUCUAUAGGAAAUAUGGGAGAAUUAUGAUGAAACUAUACGGUAACCAGCAAAAACCACCACAAACGAUGAAAGAGGCAGAGGCAUUGGGACUGUUACCCACUUUUAAAAACUUCGUUCAGUAUCUGGUGGACCCACAAACAGAGAAAAAGGAGCCCUUUGAACCCCACUGGAGACAAAUGCAUCGCCUGUGUCACCCCUGCCUUAUAGAGUAA
This is a messenger RNA of Cyprinodon variegatus (sheepshead minnow), 789 nucleotides long. Its product is annotated as carbohydrate sulfotransferase 12-like. The transcript is spliced from 4 exons. The record is from RefSeq and is a predicted model, not a curated record. Bases 64 to 789 code for a protein of 241 amino acids. Gene Ontology annotation, biological process: carbohydrate biosynthetic process; proteoglycan biosynthetic process. NCBI's taxonomy places the organism in Eukaryota, Metazoa, Chordata, Actinopteri, Cyprinodontiformes, Cyprinodontidae. Gene Ontology annotation, molecular function: sulfotransferase activity. Gene Ontology annotation, cellular component: membrane.